AUGAAGGGCGGCAUGCGGCGGAUCCUAAACCUUGGGUUGUAUGACGGCCGCAGGCACCUGUAUUCGCUCCGGCGCUUGGACCUCCUCAAGAUUAAUUUUUUUCACCCCACGGCAGAACAAGUGGCCGCGCAUGGCAAGGUGUUGCCAACAGUACUGACGCCCGCCGAGGCCAACACGACAAGGAUCUCCGGCACUAAUUUGGCGGCGGCGGCGCCCAAGAUUGAUCCUCCAAAGACCGAGCUGGUCAUAAGGCCGCCGCAGCUCGACUACUCCAUGUGGAACCAUCACACCGUUCAUUUCUUGCCCACCGCCUCGGAGAGCAAGGUCGUCAUUGCCGACCGCGGGAACCGCAUGCUGCGCUUCGACGUCGUCGAUGGCACCCGCUGCAUCGAUACGCUGCCAUGGCUCAACGGACCCAAGGUGAUGCCGAUGGCCAUCUCCGUCCCUCCAACGGAUGUACACAUCCAUGACGGCGAAGACACCGGCGACCUCUACAUCAUCGAUGGCCUCCUCUACCCGCACAUGGCGGAGGAGCGGCCGCAGUUCGAGGCCCUGGUGUGGAGGGGGAUCCGCCCGACCCGUCACAGGUUCUGGCACUGCGACAUCCUCCCGCUGCCGCCGUGGAUCACCCACCGCAAGCGCGCCUUCGUCCACAGCCACGCCCUCGUCGGCGACACCAUCUGCUUCUCCAUCUCUAGCACUGAGGGUGCCAGCACCUACCGCUCCUCCAACUCUGCAGGCGUCGAGGGUGCCGGCACCUACUGCUUCCACAUUGAGACUCGUGAGUGGAGCAAAGCUGGCGACUGGCUCAUGCCCUUCCAUGGCAAGGCGGAUUACGUCCCCGAGCUUGGUCUCUGGUUUGGCAUCUCUUUGCAAGGCAACCUCCCCUGCGCUGCUGACCUCUCGGGCGUUGUCACAGGGGAGGAGCCGUCGCCAGAGAAGAUGCGGAUCUGGGCUCGUGAUGACCUGCCAGACGAGUGGCAGCCCGACAUUUUGUUCAGGUCCAAGGUCGCGAGUCUCGGUUCUGGCAGGUUCAUCCUCAUGGACAUGUUGGGUACCAUUGCAUCUGCAUCUCGCAAGGAAUUUACCCUCUUCACUGGUAUUGAGGUAGCGUUCAGCAAUGGCAGCAAAGGCAAAGGCAACAGUGGCACCGAUGGCUCCGGCAACGAGAGUGGCUCUGGUGACGACAGCGAGAAUGGCGGCAAAGGCAAAGCAGGGACAAUGUGUGGCCUCCGUAUGAUCAAGCACAAAUCCGGUCGUUACAUGUAUAACAGGCAAUUAGAGAUCCAGGCGGUGUUCUGA
Molecule: messenger RNA, 1302 nt
Organism: Triticum turgidum subsp. durum (durum wheat)
Lineage: Eukaryota; Viridiplantae; Streptophyta; Magnoliopsida; Poales; Poaceae
Source: the annotation of a GenBank genome assembly